Molecule: messenger RNA, 1685 nt
Organism: Coregonus clupeaformis (lake whitefish)
Lineage: Eukaryota; Metazoa; Chordata; Actinopteri; Salmoniformes; Salmonidae
Product: thiamine transporter 1-like
Exons: 5
Coding region: 122-1504 (460 amino acids)
Biological process (GO): vitamin transport; transmembrane transport
Cellular component (GO): plasma membrane
Molecular function (GO): vitamin transmembrane transporter activity
Source: RefSeq, a predicted model, not a curated record
AGUAGUGUGAGAGAGAGCAGACUAACCUGAGCAGGUAAAGCGAUAAACGUGCUUUUCGUAUAAAGUAUAAAAACUUGUGUGGGUGAUAGUACUGGCUAUCGCUGUUUGUGGAUCUGUAAGGAUGGAGGCUGUGAAGCGGUGGAGGGCAGGAUGGGGCUAUCCCACCACUCUGCUGUGCGUCUAUGGGUUCUUCAGUACUGUGAAACCUCUCGUACCCUUCAUCUACCCUUACCUGACUGGCCCAGACAAAAACCUGACGAUGGAACAGGUGACCAACGAGAUCUACCCUGUGUGGACAUACUCCUACCUGGCUGUGAUGGUGCCAGUCUUUCUGCUCACCGAUUGGCUGCGCUACAAGCCCGUCAUGGUGUUUCAGUGCAUCAACCUCUUCAUAACCUGGGCGAUGAUGCUAUUGGUGCAGGAGGUGGCAGCCUUUAAGGCGAUGCAGUUCUUCUACGGCGUGAAGUCGGCCUGUGAGGUGGCCUACUUCUCAUACAUCUAUAGCAUAGUGGACCUGAAAUACUACCGCAAGGCUACAUCCUACUGCCGUAGUGUACAGCUGCUAGGCUACACGGUGGGCUCUGUGCUGGGACAGCUGCUGGUCAGUUUCAACCUCAUGUCCUACAACAACAUCCUGGUACUUUCCCUGGUGUUGAUCUCCAUUGCCCUGGUGACUUCCCUCUUCCUGCCCAUGCCACAGAGAAGCAUGUUCUUCCAUCUGAGUCAAAGUGAACCACCACAGACCCCAGAAGGAGGGGACAGGUGUGCAGGUAAUGUGUCCACUGAGGGGCCAGUGAGGGCUAGGGGCUGUAGCCAGGUAUUCCUGCUGCUGUGGAGAGACUUUCUCCAGUGCUACUCCACCAGGGCACUGCUGUACUGGUCAGUGUGGUGGGUACUGGCCACCUGCGGCUACAACCUGGCAAUUACCUAUGUACAGGUGUUGUGGAAGCACAUACAGCCAUCCCAGAAAGUCACAGUCUACAACGGAGGGGUGGAAGCUGUGUCCAACCUGUUCGGUGCAGCGACAGCCUAUGGCAUUGGUUUCAUCCAGGUGGACUGGGCCCAGUGGGGAGAGUUGUUCCUGGGCUCCUUCUCUGGCCUGGGUGCUGCAGCCCUGUUCAUCAUGACCUUCACUGACAACAUCUGGGUCUGCUAUGCCGGCUAUGUUGCCUUUAAGGGCCUCUACAUGCUGCUUAUCACAUUUGCCAUGUUCCAAAUUGCUACUGACCUCUCUAUGGAGAGAUAUGCACUGAUCUUUGGAGCAAACAACUUUGGGUCUUUGAUCCUUCAGACUAUCAUCACUUCCAUUGUGGUGGAUGGCAGGGGGCUUGGCUUGGGCAUCAUCCCACAGUUCAUCAUUUAUGGAAGCUACUUCUCAGCCAUCGCUGUCAUUUUUUUCCUGAGGGGUGUGUACACGAUUAUGAGAGUGCGGCAAAGCCACAGAGACUCCACCACUGCAGAGGAGCCUCCAAGUCCAACCCUGUGUUCACCACUGCAAGGUUGAACAUGCAGUGGACCAAAAAGAAGAACCCAAAGUAAAAGUGUUUUCAUCUGACCGGUUCUGACCACAGACAUUAAUCUGUCCAAAACUGAGGGGGGCAAGGUGUCUCACCAAACUUUUACUUUAAAAGCUAAUGUCAUGGUGCUCUGUGUACUUGUAUUUAUAAUUAAAAUAAAAUUCAUGU